CCUCUCCAGUUUUCCUCGCCUUCCCUCCUCGUAACUCUUCUGCAGCUAUGACCAGCCUGAAAGAAAUCUGUCAUGGCCUCCCUCUAUACCCUUUGCCUGAAAAUAGAGGUCGGAGGAAUGGAAUACCCCAUGCACCCGUGAGAACCCCCAAUCUCACUGCUCAGGAGAAAAAGCUGGCUUUGCGCAAUGCCUUGCGUUAUUUCCCACCUGAAAUACAAAAGAAGCUGGCACUGGAAUUCGCUGAAGAACUCAGGCUGUAUGGCCAUAUUUAUAUGUACAGAUUCUUUCCAGAUAUUGAGAUGAGAGCAUAUCCCAUAGCAGACUACCCUUGCAAGACCAAAUCGGCUGCUUCCAUUAUGUUGAUGAUCAUGAAUAAUCUGGAUCCUGCCGUGGCUCAGUUUCCCCAGGAGCUUGUCACUUACGGAGGAAAUGGGCAGGUCUUCAGCAACUGGGCACAGUUCUGGUUGGUAAUGCACUAUUUGUCAGAGAUGACUGAAGAGCAAACAUUAGUAAUGUACAGUGGACAUCCUCUGGGACUCUUUUUUUUUCCCAGCCAUCACUAUGCUCCUCGAUUAAUCAUUACUAAUGGCAUGGUUAUUCCCAACUAUUCUACCAGAGAUGAAUAUGAGAAGAUGUUUGCUUUGGGAGUAACAAUGUAUGGUCAGAUGACUGCAGGGAGCUACUGCUACAUUGGGCCUCAGGGAAUAGUCCAUGGGACUGUGCUUACAGUACUCAAUGCAGGCCGUCGAUACUUGAAGGCAGAAGACCUGUCCGGAAAGGUAUUUGUUACUUCUGGUCUUGGAGGGAUGAGUGGGGCUCAGGCAAAGGCUGCAGUCAUUGCUGGAUGUGUGGGGAUCAUUGCAGAGGUUGAUGAAGCAGCACUUCUGAAACGUCACAAGCAGGGAUGGCUGAUGGAAAUCUCUAACAACCUGGACCAUUGUAUUGCUCGCCUUAGAGAUGCAAGAAGGAACAAAAUUGCUCUUAGUUUGGGUUACCAUGGGAAUGUGGUAGAUCUAUGGGAGAGGCUAGUAGAUGAGCUGGACAGCACAGGAGAGCUGCUAGUUGAUCUGGGGUCUGACCAAACUUCGUGUCAUAACCCAUUCAGUGGGGGAUAUUAUCCAGUACAGCUUGGCUUUGAGGAAGCAAAGCAGCUCCUUUCCACCAAUCCAGGGAAGUUCCGGACCCUGGUACAAGAGAGUCUCAAGAGGCAUGUGGCUGCCAUUAACAGACUAGCGGAUAAGGGCAUGUUUUUUUGGGAUUAUGGCAAUGCUUUUCUCUUGGAAGCUCAAAGGGCUGGUGCUGACGUUGAGAAAAAAGGAGCCAAUAAAACAGAAUUUCGAUAUCCUUCCUACGUUCAGCACAUCAUGGGAGACAUUUUUUCCCUGGGAUUUGGCCCAUUCCGCUGGGUUUGUACCUCAGGUGACCCACAGGAUCUUGCUGCCACUGACUCAAUUGCCAUGUCUGUGCUGGAAGACUUUAUACGUCAGGGAGUGAGCACAUCUGUGAAGCAGCAGUACCAUGACAACAUCCGCUGGAUUCGGGAAGCUGGCAGGCACAGCUUGGUUGUUGGCUCUCAAGCUAGAAUCUUAUAUUCUGAUCAGAGGGGUCGUGUGUCUAUAGCUGUGGCUAUUAAUCAAGCGAUUUCUCAAGGAAGAAUUAAGGCUCCAGUAGUCCUCAGCCGAGAUCACCACGAUGUGAGUGGGACCGACAGUCCUUACAGAGAAACAUCAAACAUUUAUGAUGGAUCAGCCUUUUGCGCAGACAUGGCGGUACAAAAUUUUGUAGGAGAUGCAUUCAGAGGAGCGACCUGGGUCGCGUUGCACAACGGUGGUGGAGUUGGCUGGGGUGAAGUGAUCAAUGGGGGAUUUGGCCUGGUUUUGGAUGGGUCUACAGAGGCUGAAGAACGGGCUAAGAUGAUGCUCAGCUGGGAUGUUUCCAACGGAGUUGCCAGACGCUGUUGGUCGGGUAACGACUAUGCAUAUGAAACGAUCUGCCAAGCAAUGAAAGAGAACACCACAUUGAAGGUGACUCUCCCUCACAAGGUGGUGGACGAGAACAUCUUGGAGCAAGCCCUGAAACAUUAG
Messenger RNA from Opisthocomus hoazin, 2084 nucleotides. RefSeq names its product urocanate hydratase 1 (gene UROC1). Gene Ontology annotation, biological process: L-histidine catabolic process. The record is from RefSeq and is a predicted model, not a curated record. Lineage: Eukaryota; Metazoa; Chordata; Aves; Opisthocomiformes; Opisthocomidae. Gene Ontology annotation, molecular function: urocanate hydratase activity.